AUGGAAUUUGCUGCCAAGGUGAAGAUCACCAACAGGGUGUACCAAAAGGAAUACGACGACACAAACUCGACACCGUUUAAAGAUCUGGAGAAAGAAUUUAAGGAGGAGAUGGGGCAAAUUUACAAGAAUGUGGACGGAUACCGCGAUGUGAAGAUAGUGAGUGUGAUCAAUGGCAGCAUCGACGUGAACUUCACAAUCAUCAUGGAAAUCAAUAUGCCAAACAACGUCAGUGCUAUCGAUAGAGAGGUCGGCAACCGGACAAAGGAGUUUGUGAAGCAACUGGAACAUGCCAGCGCAAGGGACUGUACCCAGCAGCCGCAAGAAAUUUUUCGGCAGAAGCACUCCCGCAACCAGCGCCACACGUCGUCAGCCACCACGGCCACCACGUCGUCGGGCCACCACGGCCACACUCCCGCAAGCAGCGCCACCACGUCGUCGGCCACCACGGCCCACCACUCCCGCAACCAGCGCCACCACGUCCGCCACCACGUCGUCGGCCACAACGGCCAGCACUCCCGCAAGCAGCGCCACCACAUCGUCGGCCACCACAGCCAGCACUCCCGCAACCACCACCACCACCUCACCGAUCACGACUACCACCACUCCCACAACCACAACCACCACCUUACCGGCCACUACUACCACCACUCCCACAACCACAACCACCACCUCACCGAGAAGCCUUCCUUUUCUCUGGCAAGCUUCUACGAGGUUUCUGAAACGUGUGAAAAUGGGGGGACACACGAUGGCAUCAAAUGUUUGUGCCUUAGCAAUUUCUAUGGGCCGAAGUGUGAGUUCCCAGUUGAAGACAUACCUUUAGAAGUGGAAAGCGUGCCCGUGACAGUUGAAGUCCAGGUGAAAAUCACCAACAGGGAGUUCGAGCCAGAGCUCGAGAACCAAGACUCAGAAGCGUAUAAGAACUUGGAAGAGGAAUUUAAGACGCAGAUGGACCAUGUUUAUAAGGACGUCUCUGGAUACGAAAGUGUGGUGAUCUUAAGGCUGCGGAAAGGAAGCAUCAUCGUGGACCACGAAGUCAUCUUCAAAGCUGUAAUAAACAACAAUGUGAACAUCAUUGACAAAACUGUCCAGGACUUGACCGAGGCCGUGCAGAAACAGCUGACUACCAUCAACACCACUCAGGAGGAAUGCAAAACGGGGAACUCAUCAUUUUGCUUUUCAGCUCCACCUGACCCUAUUCUGGGCGCAAGCGCAAAUUUUUCAGCUGAAGCCGCUUGCAGAAAAGACAUCGAUCCCAGAUAUGCAGACUACUAUUACCCCGAUAACUCAACAGGCACGCUGCGCUGCAUCUCCGACUGCACCAGGAGCACCAAAAACACCAUGAACUGCAACAAUGGCAUGUGUCGCAUAUCUGAAAGAGGCCCUUACUGCAAGUGCAAUGAUGUGGAGUCCUUUUGGUACAUGGAUGAUCGCUGCCAAUCACGGAUCCAAAAGAGCGAUGUUGGCUUUGGGGUUGGGCUAGCUGUCCUCAUUGUGAUCAGCACCGUCCUGGCGAUAUUCCUCUUCAGAGCCAGACAGAGGAAAUCUCAUUCUAGCUUCUCCGAUGAUGCUGAGGCCUGGUAUGAGGACGAUGAGGAAGAAUGGAGGCCCCCAGGAGGCCUGAGCAUCGUGAAUGAAGGCGCUGCCUAUGAAGAAUGCCAAGACAGAAGCAAGAGUUUCCAGGUCUCUCUGGACUCGGUUGACACAACGGCACAGAUGCAGUUCCAAAAACCAACAGCACUGACCAACUGUUGAUCCCACCCUGGAACGCAUCCUGGAAAUUCCCCUCUGGUUCCUG
Messenger RNA from Lacerta agilis (Sand lizard), 1795 nucleotides. Its product is annotated as mucin-3B-like. The transcript has 17 exons. NCBI's taxonomy places the organism in Eukaryota, Metazoa, Chordata, Lepidosauria, Squamata, Lacertidae. Bases 1 to 1752 code for a protein of 583 amino acids. The record is from RefSeq and is a predicted model, not a curated record.